AUGAUGCGACUCUGUCAGCUGUGUCGGCUCAAGAAAAGGAAAACCAAACCACCUCUUGAGUGUGACGCAGGACUCCGUGAUAGGGCAAUGCUUCCAUUCGUGUCGGUCCUUGUCCUUUCUGCCUUCGCCCUGGGUGAGCCCAACGUGGCCAAGGGUGAGGCUCUGUUCCAAAGUUCUGUCCGAGUCUAUGGCAGGAAGUCUUUUUCCGAUCAACGCCUGGACUUGGAGGAGGCUUCCCUGAAUCUGCUGGAGGCCGAGGCCGCCGACUCCCUGGAUGCGAUCGACACUGUGAUGAAACCCAAAGAGAAGGAGACUUUGACAGGCCUCGCACUUCUGUAUGCGGAUUUGAUUUGGAUCUGGGGUCUGCUUAGGGGCUCUGCUUAG
Molecule: messenger RNA, 384 nt
Organism: Cladocopium goreaui
Lineage: Eukaryota; Dinophyceae; Suessiales; Symbiodiniaceae
Source: the annotation of a GenBank genome assembly